GUGUAAACAGGAAGUAACCGUCGAGGGAAGGGAACCUGUUUUUGCUGUUAAUGAUAUUGUAAAAACGGAGGCUUUUUAUAAUUGGCGAACGUGCGCAUAAAUACUGGGGGUUUGACGAUUCGUUUACAUUCGAUGUGUGGUUCAUAGUCGAUAUUGGUUAAUUUUGAACGAUCCGAUUCCCUGACGUAAUCGAUCCAGGACAUCUUUAGCCAAAACCUCAACCAGUGUGCCUCAAAGAGAAAUACCUGGGUACUGAUCAGUACAGGAGCGUGAAGACUUGUCAUGGGGAAAAGCUGUAAAGUUGUGGUGUGUGGUCAAGCUGCAGUUGGAAAAACUGCCAUACUAGAACAGCUGUUGUAUGCCAACCAUGUUGCAGGUUCGGAGCCAAUGGAGACCCUGGAGGACAUCUAUAUUGGCUCCAUAGAAACAGACCGUGGCACCAAAGAGCAGGUGCGCUUUUAUGACACUCGUGGACUCCGCGAGGGGCUGGAAUUUCCCCGGCAUUACUUCACUUUUGCCGACGGAUUCGUGCUCGUCUACAGCAUUGACAGCAAAGAGUCGUUUAAGCGAAUGGAGGCGCUUAAGAAGGAUAUUGAUCGUCAAAGAGACAAGAAGGAGGUGACAAUCGUUGUGCUGGGAAAUAAACUGGACAAGCCAGACGAGAGGAGAGUUGACCCCACCUAUGCCCAGAAUUGGGCGAGAAAUGAGAAGGUCCGUCUGUUUGAAGUGUCGGUGGUAGACCGUCGCACACUCAUCGAACCCUUUGUUUAUCUGGCCAGCAAAAUGACUCAACCACAGAGCAAGUCCACAUUCCCUCUCAGUCGCAAUAAGAACAAAGGUGGGGGUUCGACUGACAGUUAAAAUGAUCCUCAAAGGUGAGGAGGGGGUGUGUGUGAAAGGGAAAGCAGGUUUUUUAGGUUCUGGAAGGGAGAAAAAGACCGAAAUACUGCUGUGAUAUUUAUAACCAGUGAGUGCUGUCAUAUUUGAUUGAUCACUAUAUUUGCUGUCAAAGUGAAAAACAAUGAAGAAAAAAAAAUCUGUUGGUGUAAUUUAAGUUUCUGAGAAUCAUGGUCAAACUAUUUCACUUGGAGCUUUGCUUGAAUCAUAGAUUUAGGCCUAAAUGUUCUUUAUUUUCUUACAAUAUAUCUUUUGAUUUAGUCUUGGGGAGCUCAUCAACUUAUCAUGCUUAAAGCCAAUUUCUGAGCUGUAUUUGUGCACAAUUGCUUGAGGUGUGUGCACAUUCACACUACAUGAUCCCCAGGACUGAAGGAAGAAUGGCAGCCGGAUGGCAGCGGGGCGUGUGGGUCAAGACGUAAAGAAACGUUCCUAGUUAUGUAGGUGGAGUUUCGUUACACUCUCCAUGUUCCUUGCUGAAAUUUAUUGCCGGAUGCUGAUGAGUGAUGACUGACAUUCCUUACUGUAAAAAGCUUUCUGUACAGAAUGUAUUUUUCUUUUUAAAAGCUGAAUGUUGCUGCAGACUCUGUUGUUUUGGUUGUUCCCUGUAAAACACACAAAGAAUAAGACAACAUUUUGAUCCAUGUGACUGUUUAUCUGCGUCAAACUACGUGUAUCAGGUAAAACCAAGCUCUAUAUUUCGUCCAAUCACUGAAGAUUUUUAUCAGGUUGCAUAAAUAAAUCAGAUCUGGUAAAGAAAUGA
Oryzias latipes (Japanese medaka) is the source of this 1657-nucleotide messenger RNA. RefSeq names its product NFKB inhibitor interacting Ras-like 2 (gene nkiras2). Gene Ontology annotation, biological process: negative regulation of canonical NF-kappaB signal transduction; Ral protein signal transduction. The record is from RefSeq and is a predicted model, not a curated record. Lineage: Eukaryota; Metazoa; Chordata; Actinopteri; Beloniformes; Adrianichthyidae. Gene Ontology annotation, molecular function: GTP binding; GTPase activity; GTPase activating protein binding.